This is a messenger RNA of Stegastes partitus (bicolor damselfish), 3401 nucleotides long. It is a transcript of the gene klb, whose product is annotated as klotho beta. Gene Ontology annotation, biological process: carbohydrate metabolic process. The transcript has 6 exons. Gene Ontology annotation, molecular function: hydrolase activity, hydrolyzing O-glycosyl compounds. NCBI's taxonomy places the organism in Eukaryota, Metazoa, Chordata, Actinopteri, Pomacentridae. Bases 1 to 3171 code for a protein of 1056 amino acids. The record is from RefSeq and is a predicted model, not a curated record.
AUGCUGAACCGUCUUUCUCUUCCGUCAAGUCAGAGCCUCUUACUCUCCCUUCUCCUGUUCUACUGUCAUUGGAACAAGGCAGCCGGUUCUCUUGGGGAGGGCAGGAAUAUUUGGCUGCAGCCAAAGUUGGACCUCAACAUCAAAGACCAGUCUUUCCUUCAUGACACCUUCCCUUCAGGGUUCCUCUGGGGCUCAGGGACUUCUGCUUUCCAGACAGAAGGAGCCUGGAACCAGGAUGGAAAAGGUUCCUCCAUCUGGGACUCUUUCACCCACUCUUCUGUCAGUGGUAAUUUGGACAGAGAGACUGCCAAUGUGGCGAGUGACAGCUACAGUCGCUGGGAAGAAGAUGUGAAGGCGCUGGAAUACCUCGGUGUAAGAUCAUACUCUUUCUCUCUCUCCUGGCCCAGGCUCUUUCCUGAUGGGAAUGCCAGAGGUCAGCCCAAUACAGCUGCUGUAGAACAUUACAGUCACCUCAUAGAGAAGCUUCUGGAAAAGAAAAUCGAGCCCAUUGUCACUCUCCAUCACUGGGACCUGCCUCAGGCGCUGCAUGAACAAUACGGAGGCUGGAGAAAUGACACACUGGUGGGACUUUUUGAGGAAUAUGCUGCCUUUUGUUUCUACACAUUUGGGAGUCGGGUUAGGUACUGGCUCACAAUGCACAAUCCAUACCUAAUGGCUGUGCAGGGCUAUGGGACAGGCAUACACGCUCCUGGAGAGAAAGGGGGUCCUGCUGGCUCUCUCAUUGUGGCCCAUAAUCUAAUCAGGGCACACGCUAAAGCAUGGCACAUCUAUAACACCCACUUUCGCCCAACUCAGAGGGGUAAAGUAUCCAUUGUCCUGGGUUCCCACUGGGUUGAGCCUCAAAGAGGCCAAGCCACAGUUGCCAAUGUUAUGCUUUGUCAACAGUCUAUGGAGGCGGUUCUUGGUUGGUUUGCCAAUCCCAUCUUUGGUGAUGGGGAUUAUCCAGUCUCUUUAAAAGAUAAAUACGGGACUCUUCUGCCCACAUUUACUUCUGAGGAGAAGCUCUGGAUGCAGAAAACAGCUGACUUUUUUGCUCUGUCCUUUGGACCUAACAACCUCCGUCUGGGCCGGAACCUGGUCCACUACGGGCAGACUGUGACCCCAGACCUGCGACGCCUCCUAGGCUGGAUAAAGGUGGAGUACGGGAACCCGAGUGUGCUGGUGGCUGAAGGAGGGUGGUUCUCUGAAGCCAGUGUGGGAAAGGAAGACACAGUGAGCAUCUAUCUGAUGAAGAAUUUUAUCAACCAAGUCUUGCGAGCUGUCAGGUUUGAUGGUGUGCAGGUGUUUGGCUAUUCUGCCUGGACACUGGUGGAUGGAUUUGAGUGGAAUUAUGGCUACACUAUUAGGCGAGGCCUUUUUUAUGUCGACUUCAGCCAACCCAACAGAACCAGGACCCCCAAGACCUCUGCUCAGUACUACAGGCAGGUUGUUGCUGACAAUGGUUUCCCAAAGGAGGAAACCUCCAGAGAGAUUACAGGCCAUUUCCCCUGUGAAUUUCACUGGGGUAUUGCUGACUCGACUUUAGAGGUCCACUUCUACCCUUUCUCCCCGCAGUUUACAGACCCACAUGUGUACAGCUGGAACCUGACAGGAGACGGAUCAUUGCAUCCAGUCCCAGGAGUGAAGCUGCACACCAGACGAGCCCAGUGCACUGACUAUUUGGCCAUUCGUGGUCAUCUUCGCCUGUUUGCAUCCACUGGGGCAUCUCACUACCGCUUUGCUCUAAACUGGUCUCUGAUUUUACCCCAAGGAGACCUUUCUAAUGUGAACACUGAAGCUCUGAGGUACUACCGAUGUGUCCUGACCGAGCUCAAGAAGCUGGACCUGGAAGCUGUUGUUAUUUUGUACUACCCGACUCACAGAGUUCCAAAUCUGGGCUUGCCUGUGUCGCUGCAUGCCUCUGGGGGUUGGCUCAACUACAGUACAGUGGAAGCUUUUCAGGAGUACGCAGCACUUUGCUACAAGGAGCUGGGUACCUGGGUUCAAUACUGGAUCACCAUUAAUGAGCCAAACAGACUAGUGGAUGUUUAUUCCAGUACGGAAGAGAAACACCAAGCAGCUCAUAACCUUCUCCUGGCUCAUGCAAAAGCCUAUAGGUUACAUGAGAGGGAAUAUUAUAGACAACCGAGAGCGCUGGUGUCACUUGCACUUCAUGCUGACUGGGCCCAACCUGCCAACCCAUUCCUGGAAUCACAUACGGCUGCAGCAGAAAGAUUCCUUCUGUUUGAACUUGGUCGCUUCUUAGACCCGUUGCUGGGGACUAGAUAUGAGGAGAAGCAGCAGAAGGGGGACUACCCACAAGAAAUGAAGUCGUAUCUGGAGGAGAGAGCUCGAGUAAUGGGACUCCCUGGAUCCCCACUUCCCAGUUUUACUGAGACUGAGAAGGAGGAGCUGAAAGGGGCAUUAAGUUUUAUUGCACUGAACCAUUUUACCACCCGUUUGGUCUCUCCACAUCCCCACACACAGUCCAGUUUUCAGCAGACGCUGUCCCCUGAUCAUGACUGUUUGACCCUGUCUGAUCCCACCUGGCCCUACUCCAGUUUGGGGCAGGCUCUUGUACCCUGGGGCCUGAGGAAGAUGCUGAGCUGGGUGACGCAGAGAUAUGGAGGAGCUCUGCCUAUCAUUGUCACAGGAAGUGGGGUUGACGAUCAGGCGCCUGUUGAGGAUACAGUCAGGCAGUACUACCUCAGAAGCUACCUGCAGGAGGCUCUCAAAGCUUGGCGCCUAGAUGGAGUCAACUUGCAGGGCUUCUAUGUGUGGAAGCUCCAGGAUCGACACGUCCCACAGUUUGGCCUCUUCACCUCCACCCAACACCAAUCCAAAGCCAAAUCCUCCAUCGCUGUGUACAGAGAGAUCAUUACUCACAGCGGUUUCCCCAACAGCGACAUGACGCAGCCCUGCAGGCUCACUGAGCUGCACGAACGUUGCUCUGCAUGUGCGUGGAUGUUCAAGAACAAAGCAAUGCUGGUUUUUGGAGGCUGCCUGCUAAUAACAGCUGUUAUGCUGGCAGCACUUGUCAUCUUUGUCAUCAUUAGCAAGAGAAACCAAACAGGAGGCAGAGGGAGAGGGAAGAGGAGGAUAGACCAAAGGAGAAGGAGGGAAGCAGCGCCAGUGUGUUUGUGUCCACCUCGACUUCAUGGCAAACUGUAGGAAAGACUGUCUCAGUAAUAUGUAGGAGACAAAGUGUGCGGCUCAUUUACAACCUAUACUUGUGUCCGCUCCAUUAGUGCCUGUUUUGUGCUGUUGUGACAAAUGUGUGAUUGGUUUACUGACAGUCACUAUUAACAAAAAACGUCUACAUCCAUUCUACAUUUAGAUGGAGAUUAACACUAGGACCAUUACAGAAGCUGUUUGUAUCAUGUUUGUACAGUUUAUCGACC